This is a messenger RNA of Clonostachys rhizophaga, 924 nucleotides long. NCBI's taxonomy places the organism in Eukaryota, Fungi, Ascomycota, Sordariomycetes, Hypocreales, Bionectriaceae. The record is from the annotation of a GenBank genome assembly.
AUGUCUGGCACAGUGGUCACCUCAAUCGGCCUCACCUCCCUGCCCUUGCUCUCGGUGGGCAAGGUCCGGGAGCUCUACAAGAUCGACGAGUCAACGCUGCUCUUCUCCAGCACGGACCGCAUCUCGGCGUACGAUGUCAUCCUGAAGAACGGCGUGCCCAACAAGGGCUUCAUCCUCACCCAGCUCACGGCCCAUUGGAUCUCCGUGCUUACCGAUAAGCUGCCGUCCCUCAAGACGCACCUGCUUAGCCUCGAGCCCCCCAACGGCCUGACCCCGGCCGACGCCGACAAGGUACGCGGCCGUAGCAUGCAGGUCCGCAAGCUCAAGAUUUUCCCCAUCGAAGUCAUCAUCCGUGGCUACAUUACUGGCUCGGCUUGGAAGGAAUACCAGAAAUCCGGCACGGUCCACGGCAUUCCCCAGCCCGCCGGCCUGGAGCAGUGCUCUGUCUUCCCUGGAGGCCCUAUCUACACACCCAGCACCAAGGCUGAGCAGGGCGAGCACGACGAGAACAUCUCGCCAGAGCAAGCUGCCGCUGUGCUGGGCGAGUACGCGAGCCGCAUAGAGGAGCUCGCCCUGACCGUGUACAAGGCUGGCGCCGAGUACGCACUGGAGCGGGGCAUCAUCAUCGCCGACACCAAGUUUGAGUUUGGGUUGGACGAGGAGACGGACGAGGUUGUGCUUGUGGACGAGAUCCUGACACCGGACUCGUCUCGGUUCUGGCCCGCCGACGCCUACCAGACCGGGCGGGACCAGGACAGCUUCGACAAGCAGUUCUUGAGGAACUGGCUGACCAAGGAGGGUCUCAAAGGCAAGGAGGGCGUGGCCAUGCCCGCCGAUAUUGCUGAGACCACUGGCGCCAAGUACCAGGAGGUGUUUGAGCGCCUGACCGGUAAGAAGAUAGAAGAUGUUGUUAAGACAUCUUAG